GAUUGGCUUUUGUAGUGGUGUUUCCACGCUGACCGAGAUGCCCGCUGUUCACACCCACAUCUGCAGUGAAUAGCUCAGUAUCGCAAAGCUACAACCGCCAGCUCACCACUACGCAGGAACUAGGUGUUAAGGAAGCCACACAGAGGUGCAGAAGGCAAACACUAGCCAUGGCCAUCAAGUGGUGCGUGCCACUGCUGCUGCUGUCGAUGAUGUACGGAGUGAGCAAUGCUCAGGAUAUUACUCGGCAGGAGAUGGCUAUGGGCCCACAGGUAGUUGAGGCAGUCGUGGACAUAAUUCACAGAGCUUGUGUACUGCCUCAAGAUUACUUUCUUCUUCGGCGUUUAGCGUACGUCGAGUCACGUGAUGGCACGGAACCUUCAACCUUCCGCCAAGGUUUCUACGGCGGCAUUUGGCAGAUAAAUGAAGAAAUGUAUGAAUCGACUAAGACCUCACCUUAUCUGGAGCCGAUGAAAAUAAACAUCGCCAACAAUCUGAAAAUUCACUGGGACUCCACAAGCUGGACCAACCUGGUGAAACCUCUGUAUUCUGGACUGGGAGCUGCACUGUUCGUUGUCUUUACCACUCGUGAUAUAGGAAUACCACGUACCAUCGCCAGCCAAGACAGCUUUUGGAGAAAAUCAAACUGGUAUUUCGUUAGUAAUGCAGAAAAUUUCACUGCCUUGGCCUCAAUUCUUCAGCCAGGUUGCCAAAGACAAGUAGACUUGGAACUUGCCUUUAUCGUGGACACGUCAAGCAGUAUUUCGUCGGAGGACUUCAUAAAAACUAAACAGUUCGUUUUGAAUGUGACAUCAAUCUUUGAUCUUGACAACGGGCGCGUGCGUGUGGCAGUCAUCACGUACUCGUCUCACGCGAACGUGACAGUCGGCCUAGGGGACGCCCCUUCACGUGCCAGCCUGAUGUCGGCCAUUAACAAGCUGAGCUACGAAAGCGGAGGAACAGAGACAGCCGCUGCCCUCACUCUGGCCAAACAGGCAGUCUUCUCUCGGUCAAGACCGAGCGCCGUCAAGGUGGCGGUGCUUAUUACAGACGGUAAAUCUCAAGACGCGCAGGACACAGAGACUGCAGCAAGACAACUGAAGUCGAACAGUGACGUCUUGCUACUAGUUGUUGGGGUGGGCGACCUGAUCGAUGAAAACGAACUGCAUAAGACUGCUUCCCAACCUUCGUGUACACACGUUUUCAAAGUGGCCAGCUACGAUCAGAUAGAGGAAAUUGGAGAAACUAUUCAACACCUAACUUGCCGGGCGCCACUCAUUUUGUCGAUGAACUCUACUGUUUCCUGUACAUUUGGUAACUGCCCUCCGUAUGCCAUUCCCGUCACAAGUUCUGGUGGAAUCAUCAAGGCCCGCAGCACGUGCAACUCGCCAAUACAGCUGUAUUCAGCGUAUGAUGUGCCCUACCCGGUCCACUCUAUCUCUAACGUGACAGAGACCAUCUAUAUCGGGGGCAGAGUCAGCAUUGUGCACAUCCCAGCACCACAAACAGUCCCUGCGUAUUUUUAUGUCAGUCUCAACCAGACUGGCGUUAACAGCAUCAAUCAAUGCACGGUCACUCUCACGGCCUCGCCAUAUGAUGUGCAGGUUAUGUGCAUUCAAAACGACAUUAUUCGCAACUGCACAGCAAGUGACCUGCAUCUAUUCGCCCCUGAACUCUGCCCUUGAAUACGAAACUACUACAGCAGACGGUACCGAAGUAUCAGUAGCGAUAUUCAGCAUACUAUGCAUUAGUUUUAUUUGUCUACUGUGUUAUAAAGACAAUAAAAGUAAAUACACCUUUCUGAGCGUA
Messenger RNA from Pomacea canaliculata, 1806 nucleotides. RefSeq lists its product as uncharacterized. NCBI's taxonomy places the organism in Eukaryota, Metazoa, Mollusca, Gastropoda, Architaenioglossa, Ampullariidae. The transcript is spliced from 8 exons. The record is from RefSeq and is a predicted model, not a curated record. Bases 168 to 1682 code for a protein of 504 amino acids.